Molecule: messenger RNA, 288 nt
Organism: Peronospora matthiolae
Lineage: Eukaryota; Oomycota; Peronosporomycetes; Peronosporales; Peronosporaceae
Source: the annotation of a GenBank genome assembly
AUGAGCCCAAGCACGAUAUCCUCUGCCCAAGAUACCAUUACCAAUAUCUCCAUCAACAAGUUCGACGGAUACAACCACGCGACAUGGAGCCGCUACAUGCGUGGCGUGUUCCUGACUAAGUCGACGUGGUACGUGGUGAUCCGGAAGACGUCGCCGACCUAUGCGGACGAUCGCUCCAUGGACGUCUACGUCAAGACAAAUAACAUCGUGUUCGUACUGAUGUUGCAUCACAUGGACGCCGACUACCAUCACAUCGUCGAUGAUUAUGAGGAAGCGUGGGUCGUGUGA